CACUCUGAGGAGUUCAGAAAUCCACCCUAUACUGUCUGGAUAAAUGUCUCGGACUUUGGAGAUGAGGCUUGAAUAGGUCCACGUCAUUUUUAGUCAUUUUUAGAGAGAGAAAAUGGUUUAAAACAUGAUAAAAGUAUUUAUUGUUGGGACUCCCGGCUUUAUCUCUACUCUCCGCCUCUUGAAGUAUGCCCUACAUCUGACUCCUUUUGGUCCCUGUACAGUUUGCUCAGCAGUCUGUGCUCUGCCCCAUAUUUUAUUUGGCAAUUCUCACCACCGCCGCCGCCGCCGCUCGCCAGUCGCUGCGUAAAUAGCCGCUGCGCCGCGCUGCGCCUGGAAAUGUAGCUGUUUUGCGCGCAACGAGGUCUCCAAAAUGGACCUAAAAUCCGAACUACUCAAGUCUAUCUGGUACGCGUUCACAUCGCUGGACGUGGAGAAGUGCGGGAAAGUGUCCAAAUCGCAGUUAAAGGUGCUUUCCCACAACCUGUACACUGUGCUCAACAUCCCACACGACCCUGUGGCUCUGGAGGAGCACUUCCAGGACGACGAUGACGGGCCAGUUUCUAAUCAUGGUUACAUGCCCUACCUCAACAAAUAUAUACUGGAUAAGGUCAAAGAGGGAAUGUUCGACAAGGAGAAGUUUGACGACCUGUGCUGGAUGAUGACCAUGAAGAAGAACUACAAAGGGGCACCACAGGGGGCGUUGCUAUCAGAGAGAGACUGUUUCAAGCUCUUCUGUUUAUUCAACCUCCUGUCUGAGGACCGCUACCCGCUGGUGAUGAUACCAGAGGAGGUGGAGUAUCUCCUCAAGAAAAUCUGCACAGCGAUGAAUGAGGAGUGGGAUGGGAAGCCCCUGGAGGACUUAACAUCCCAGGAUGCCACAGUGCAGGAGGAGGGUAUGUCUAUAUGGAAAUUCCUGGAGCACAUGGGCACAGGUCAGCUGCUCAGAGUCACCAGCGCUGAGGCCUUCAGCCUGGCUUUGGACGAGGUCUUUCUGGAGAUGUAUCACAAUGUCCUGAAGAGGGGUUAUAUGUGGAAGAAGGGGCACGUGCGUAGGAACUGGACCGAGCGGUGGUUUGUGCUGAAGCCCUACUCCAUGGCGUACUACGUCAGUGAGGACCUGAAAGACAAGAGAGGAGAGAUCCAGCUAGAUAAAAGCUGUGUCAUAGAGCCUCUUCCAGACAGGGAGGGGAAACGCUGUCUGUUCUGUGUGAAAACCCAUAAUAAAACCUUUGAGAUGAGCGCGUCUGACCAGAGACAGAAGGUGGAGUGGACUCAAGCCAUUCAGACAGCCCUCCGUCUCCAGAGCGAGGGCAAGUCCUCCCUCCACCACGAACUCAAGCUGAAGAGACGGGUCCAGCGGGAGCACAGCCAACGGGAGCGCAGCCGGAGCGCCCGCAGCAGCUGCAGCAGCCAAUCAGAUGACGUGAACAUCCACGAGAUGGAGAGGGCGGAGAAAGAGAAAGACCAACAGGAUCUGGAGAUUGAAAGCAUCAUCCAGCACGCACGGGAAUUGGAAACCCGGCGGAGAGAGGCAGAGGAGAGAGAAAGGAGGAAACAGAGGGAGGUGCAGAUGGAGCUGGAGAGACAGUUGAAAGAGGCUGAGAUGUUGAGAGACAGCAUGCAGGCAGAGAUGCAGGAGAAGGAAAGGGAGGCUGAGCAACAGAAGAAGAGGAUUCAGGAGCUGGAGCUGACGCAGAGGAAACUGGAGGCUGCUCUCGACAUGGAGAUCCAGGCUCGGCUGGAGGAGGAGAGGGCCAGACAUGAGCUGCAGAAAGCUUUUAUGGAUGUUUAUUUGCGGCGGACAUUGGAGAUAAUGACAUCCUCAGAAGUGUUGCUGCAGGCUGAAGAGGAGAAGAAGAAGCAGUGCCAGCUCCUACAGGAGAAGCACAGGGCCUUGCAGAGCCUCAGCCCCAUAAAGGAGGCGUCAGACAAUGGGACAGGAGAGGACACCCCCUCGGCCCUCGACUCAGCCUCUCAGGAGCUCCAGGAUCUACAGGCGUCUCGCCAGAGGAGCCACCAGCACCUGGAGGAGGUCCAGGAGAGGCUGAGGAACGCCAGUCAACAUGUGCGGCACUGGAACGUCCAGCUGAACCGCCUGAUGACGCCCAUCACUCCUGGAGAUCGUUUGGAUUAUCGCCUAUCAUCACAACAAAUGUGUCCCAAAAAGGAAGGAGCGCUGGCGAGUAAUGAGUUCAUCUCUAAAUUCAAGAAACGAGCCGAUCAGAACAGUCAGAUACCGGACCAUGACCGGAGGCUGGAAGAGCAGAUGGAGGCCGCUCACCUGUUGGACGGAUCAGAUGAAUCACAGGGAAAACCCAACGGACAAAUGUGAAAACCACGCUGACGAUCAGGAGAACAAGGGUUUUUUUUUUUAAAUGUACGAGUUCAAAAGCCAGAAAAGAAAUUCUUCAUUUGUUAAUACAAAGAAAAUCUACAGAAAGCAUUGUAUUGUAUUUAUAGUGAGAGUUGCACACUAAGAUGGAGAACAAUGACGAACAAGCACAAUGUGAUACAGGAUUCAAUGAAAACACAUUUGAUUAAGAUCAACAGAUUUACAGUUUGUACAAUAAACUUUAUUGGUGAAUAAUAAAACUUCAUUUUGUCAUA
Molecule: messenger RNA, 2607 nt
Organism: Lates calcarifer (barramundi perch)
Lineage: Eukaryota; Metazoa; Chordata; Actinopteri; Centropomidae
Gene: def6c
Product: DEF6 guanine nucleotide exchange factor c
Exons: 13
Coding region: 371-2332 (653 amino acids)
Cellular component (GO): nucleus; cytoplasm
Source: RefSeq, a predicted model, not a curated record